AUGGCGCCAAGUGGCUGGACGCAUCCUGACCAAUGCCCCAUUCGAAUCAUCCAGGUGCGCACAUUGCGAGGCAUCCUGGCGGCAGACCCCGCACUCGCGCCGGGAGGCGACGCAGGGGAGGCUGCCGCGGGCGUCCUCAGCUGCACACUGACCGCCAUCACCGACAUGGCCGCGAGGCUCGUCAGGCUGAGGGUGCCCAGCCCUUCCGAUCUGGCGAGGAGCUGCGUGGAGGCUUGCCGGGUGGACCUCAGCGCUGAAGAGGUCUCCAGGUGGCUGGCGUGCCUGGGGCAGAUGGGAAUGACUGACGAUCAGAUGGCGUCGACACGGGAGGCAGUUUCGACCCACCUGAGCCAUCUCCAGGAAGUCUACAGGAAAAGGUCUGACAUCAACGAGAAGGCGAGGGAAAUCCUGCGGGCCUCGGGAGGCGACUCCGCCGUCCUCCGCAGGAGCAAGGCGCUGGUGUGGGACCGCCUGAUGGACAACGUCCGCCAAGAGCAGCAGGUCGCCGUGGACGGCCCGCGCCACUUGCUCCUCAGCAUCCUCACCCCUCCUCAGGCCGCGCGCCUGAUCGUGGAGAUGCAUCCAGGAGGAGUCGACAUGGUGAAGAUGGGGGUCGCCCUGGCCGCGCUGGCGUGCGGCGGCGACGGGGGCCAGAGCGAUCCAGAAGAAGGGUACCAAGCGCGGGCGGCAUCUCUGGCAUGA
Molecule: messenger RNA, 702 nt
Organism: Ostreobium quekettii
Lineage: Eukaryota; Viridiplantae; Chlorophyta; Ulvophyceae; Bryopsidales; Ostreobiaceae
Source: the annotation of a GenBank genome assembly